Molecule: messenger RNA, 354 nt
Organism: Opisthorchis viverrini
Lineage: Eukaryota; Metazoa; Platyhelminthes; Trematoda; Opisthorchiida; Opisthorchiidae
Exons: 1
Coding region: 1-354 (117 amino acids)
Source: RefSeq, a predicted model, not a curated record
AUGUGCUGGUAUGGACGUCACUCUUCUGAACCGGCUAUUCUGCGAAACAGAUCAUCGCGGUGGAGUGGUCGUCCAAAGAAGGCCCAGAGAGUCGGGUUUCGUCUGCUCAACCAAGAUGGGGAUCCAUCUUUUCCGGAGUCAGAUGAUGAAGAUGACCAAGAAGAUGUUAUUCUUCAGACCACAAGACACAAUGGAUUCGUAACGUUGCAGGUUGAUGCGGAACGAGGAAAGAUUACCGACAGGAAAUCUCUUAGUCAACUUGCUAGGGAUUACGAGAACAGUACGCAGUCGAACAUGCAUUCCAAAUCACACCAUGACAAGCUAAAUGGGGAUUUAACGAAAUACGUUGCUUAG